Messenger RNA from Exaiptasia diaphana, 1822 nucleotides. Its product is annotated as X-box-binding protein 1. The record is from RefSeq and is a predicted model, not a curated record. Lineage: Eukaryota; Metazoa; Cnidaria; Anthozoa; Actiniaria; Aiptasiidae. Gene Ontology annotation, cellular component: nucleus. Gene Ontology annotation, molecular function: DNA-binding transcription factor activity, RNA polymerase II-specific; RNA polymerase II transcription regulatory region sequence-specific DNA binding. The coding region runs from base 69 to 842 and encodes 257 amino acids. The transcript is spliced from 4 exons.
GGCUUUAGUAAAUUUAGAACAUUGAACGAAAGAAGGCAGUGUUUUGGCUUCUGAAGAAAUAUUACACAAUGGAAUCACCAAAUAUCAACAGAGAGGCAGUUUUAAAAUCUUUAGCACUCAAUGAGACAAAUUCUGAAGGCCAACCGCGAAAAAGACGGAGAUUAGAUAAUUUAACAGCCGAAGAAAGAGCGCUUCGAAGGAAGCUAAAAAAUCGUGUAGCGGCACAGACAGCUCGCGAUAGAAAGAAGGCUCGAAUGCAAGACUUGGAAGACGCGGUCAAAAGGCUAGAAAGAGAGAACAAGAACCUCAGAGACUCCAACAAAAGAUUACUAAAACAAACAGAUUCCCUUUCAUCAGAAAACUCUGAACUCAGAAUUCGAUUGGGACUUACUCCUCCAGUUUCUCCAGAGGCUUCUCCAAGUCCUUUGUCUCUUCCCCCAAGCCCAGAACCCUCCCUCAAAGACGAGACAGACAGCAGUCUUGUUGUGAUCAAGAAGGAAGCAGAAUCUAAAGAGUUUGCAGCGCUCACAGCUUCUCAGCAGCAGAAGAAUCUGAUUCUGUUUCUUUUGGUGAUCACGACCUGGCUAAGGAUCAAUUCGAGUCUCAGCUGUUUGUUGGUCUGUUUGAAGAUGUUGACUCCAGUAGUGAAGAUGAUUCAGAAUUUCUCGAGCCAAAGCAAGAACACAAGAUUAUUUCCUCUUGCUGUGGUGGAUCCAGCACUGAUGACAGAUCGUUUAAAAUCAAGUCAGUUAGAGACCAAGAUGUCCAGGCCAUACCACAAGGAAUUGAUGGUAUGGUGGGGUCGCCAACAGACCACAUGGAAUCCAUUGAUGAUAUCAUAGGAUACAAAAACUUGUCAAUGGAACUUAACGAACUAGAUGUUGAACCUGGUACACUUGGGGAUAGUGGCAUCAAUGUAUGGGAGGAAUCAUUCACUGACCUUUUCCCCUCUUUAAUGGCCGUCUAAAUUAUUAUCGAUGGGAAAAGUGUAUUUCAUAGGUUAAGCUAGCCAUUUGACAGUAUGAAAUUGUUUUUUCCCUAAUCAAAUUUUACCCAAUUUACAAGCCUUACAGGCUAUAUAAUGUACCUGUUCUGUAUUCAGUUCUGUACUUUACUUAAGUGAAGACAAUUUCCCGGCUGUUUUCAGCAGAAAUCGCCAUUGGCAAUUGCUCUAAAGCAUUAUUUGCUUGCUUGCAAAAAAAAAAUGAAGCUUGUUCUUCUACCAAGAAUGAAAUUUGACUGUGCUAUCAUGUCCCACUUGAUAGCAAACUGGGAGAGAGGAAUAAUAGGUCCUGAAAAUAGGCAAUAAAAUAUCUGGUACAAAAUAGUUGUGCCUCCUCAUAGCUUCCCAAAUGAAAACCAUUCAAUAUAUUUUUCAUCACGUUUAAAUAAUAUUAAUGAAAUAAUGUUAUAGUUAACAAAGGAUAAUAUGAGAGUGUAGGUGCACUGACAAACGAACGUAUUUUUAAUACAUUGAAUUUCACCAAGAAUAAUUAUAAUUUGUUUAUAUUAAAUAAUAAUCAAUGCAUAGAUGUUUAAAGGUUCACCAGACUGGGUUUCUCAAAGCUCGAUUAGCAUUACAGUACAAAGGUUGAAUACAAUGGCUUCCGACCAAGAAUUAGUGUUUAUUGAGCUGUGAAUGACCUGGCUGUAAAAUAUUAACACAAGAAUAUUAUUUUGAUCAAUCCAGUCAAAAUUGUUAUAUAGUAAUCACCAAAUUAAAAACAAAAAUGUAAGGGCAUCUUAAAUAACCAAUCAGUGAAUGUUUCCUCUUGAUAAGUUUACUGGUUGACAUUAAAUAAAGUGUACAGGGUUUAAACUC